AACCUGCAUCUCAACUCAAAGAACAGGGUCUCAAACUGCCAUUAAAAAAAACACAAGGUCCAUUAACCACUUACACCAUAACCUUCAUCUUCUCAAGAUCUACAACCCUAAACCGCCCCACUGUUCACUACCACCCAAAAAUGCUGUCAAGAAUCACCCCCAAAUCCAUCCCUAUACUCCGCACCCUUUCCCACUCUCCACACACCUUCUGCACCCUCACCGAAUCCCAAUCCCAAACCCAAACCCAAAAGCUAGAAAGGAUCGCCGACGAGAUUCUCAGCCUCACAAAACUCGAAAGAAACGACUAUGCAAUCCUCAUGCGCUACAAAAUGGGGUUCAACAACUACGGCCCAUCUGUAGCUGGUCUGGGUUCGGUGGGCGGUGCCGGCGGCGGUGGCAGUGGAGCGGCGGCGGAAACGAAGGCGGCGGAGAAGGUGAUAUUUGAUGUGAAGUUAGAGAAGUAUGACGCGGCGACGAAGAUUAAGAUUAUUAAAGAGGUGAGAGGGUUUACGGAUUUGGGGUUGAAAGAGGCGAAAGAUUUGGUGGAGAAAGUGCCGAUUGUUGUGAAGAAAGGGAUUACGAAAGAUGAAGCGGAAGCGAUUAUGGCGAAGCUUAAGGAUUUAGGUGCUACUGUGUCGUUGGAAUGAGUUUGAUUUCUGGUACGCUAAUACUAGAUUAAUAAUAAUAUUUUUGGAAUUGUGUUGCUGUUUGUUUGCUUGAGGAUUGAUUGAUUCUGAAGCUCGAAGAGGGUGUAUACCUUAAGAACAUAGAAACAUUGCAUUUUAACCAAUCAGUUUUUUGUUCCUAUUCAUCUUGUUGGUUAUGAAAAGGAUCAUGUGUAUGGUUGUAACUGAUGAAUUGAAGAUUUUGAGCUUCCAACAAUUCAAAUCAUAUGCUAAUGCCCUCGUAAUUUUAGUGUAUUUGGCUA
Messenger RNA from Helianthus annuus (common sunflower), 928 nucleotides. Its product is annotated as 50S ribosomal protein L7/L12. Gene Ontology annotation, molecular function: structural constituent of ribosome. The coding region runs from base 141 to 647 and encodes 168 amino acids. The transcript has a single exon. Lineage: Eukaryota; Viridiplantae; Streptophyta; Magnoliopsida; Asterales; Asteraceae. Gene Ontology annotation, cellular component: ribosome. The record is from RefSeq and is a predicted model, not a curated record. Gene Ontology annotation, biological process: translation.